AUGACGUACAGUGCAGUAGCGUGUAGUGCGGUGAAAUUUCUUGAAACCGGAGUACUAUCAGCUGGAAAAAAGCGUGAUGCAAAUACAGUAUCGAAUUGAUUGACAGAUAUUGCCGGUUUAAUGAUAUUCUAACACAUUUCGAGAUCAGUCUUCCAUUUAAAACAGUUCUAGUCCAACACAGACUUGAUAAUGCUUAAGAAAAGACUUCAAGCUUUAGGUUACGUAGAAUGGGAAAAAGUUAACGUAAACGAUUCACAACACUUUCGCAAGGUAAUAGUCUGGUUAGAGGACCAAAAGAUACGUCAGUACGAUAUACAAGAUCGGAAGCAAUUAAGAGACUUGAAAAGUGACACAUGGCCGAAAAUCUUUGCCAAAUAUUGUGAAGAUGUUAAAUGUCCAAUUACAAAUAACACCUUAGAUCAACUUGAGUGGUUAGUUGGACAUGCCAUCUGGUUGGAAAUGGAAAAUAAUAAUGAAUCAUAUUCGGAAAAUGUAAAAGAGAUGAAAUUAAAAGCCAAGAAAGAAGCAAUGAUGCCCAAGUUUAAAUCCAAAAAUCCACUUGACAAUUUAGACUUUGAGAGCGUUGAGUUUAAGAAAGGAGUAUAUUCUCUGGCAAAAAUCCUUCGAAUUCCGGAGCAUCCGAAUCACUUGAUUACGUUGAAGGCCUGCAGUAAAUUGGUCCAAAAGAGAUUAAAAACCGAGUGCCUACGAAAUCCAAAUUCUAAAAUUCUUAAAGGAAAACCGUUCCCUAUAAUGGAUAUUGCUCCUGGAUUUGGCUUGAGCAAACCUGCUCUCGACAAUGGAGCUAAACUGUUAGCUCUACUUUAUAUUCAGGAUAUUAGAAAUCUUCAAACAAAGAUUAACGAAGUAAUUGUUCGUGUACAAAACAUCACUGCUAAUCCGAAAACGGAUACCAAGUUAGGAAAAGUUGGAAAAUAAAUAGUUAAAGAUCAUGAUAAUCAACAAAACGUUUGAAAUAUGUUAUUAAAACAUGAGAAACACAUGCGAAAUCAUUAAAUCUUCAAAAUACUCUUUAAUCUUCUGAUAAAAUAUUUACUCUGAAUUAACAGAAGGCGAUAGUGAUUAUUAAUUUAUAAUUUUGUAUUAAGACUUGUAAAAAAUGUAACUGAAUUUACUACGAUAUUAUCUAGUUUUUACAGUUUAUUCAUAUCUAUUUAUUACUUCAUUAUUAAUGAUCAUGGAGAAUCGGAUAGAAAUGUGUAACAAUAUUUUGCUUCAACAUUGUCUAUUUCAUAGUGGUAAGAUGAAAGAGUUGUUUAUAAAUUGCCAGGUAUACGUAUUUGUAUCAUCAUUGAAAUAAAAUAUCAAUUGAAA
Molecule: messenger RNA, 1335 nt
Organism: Megalopta genalis
Lineage: Eukaryota; Metazoa; Arthropoda; Insecta; Hymenoptera; Halictidae
Product: RNA transcription, translation and transport factor protein-like
Source: RefSeq, a predicted model, not a curated record